AGCAGAUCAUGGAGGAGGCUGUGACAAGGAAGUUUGUGCAUGAGGACAGCAGCCACAUCAUCUCCUUCUGUGCCGCCGUGGAAUGCUGUGUGCUGUUCGGGCUGAAGCGGAGGGCGGCCGGGUUCCUGCGCAGCAACAAGAUCGCAGCGCUCUUCAUGAAGGUGGGCAAGAGCUUCCCCCUGGCAGAGGAGCUCUGCAGGAAGGUGCAGGACCUGGAGCAGCUCAUUGAGAACGCGAGAAACCAGGCCCAGGGGGUCCCGGAGAACGUGCGCAAGGUGCCGAAGCUGCCCAACCUGUCUCCUCAGGCCAUCAGGCACCUCUGGAUCCGCACAGCCCUCUUCGAGAAGGUCCUGGAUAAAAUCGUGCACUACCUGGUGGAGAACAGCAGUAAGUACUACGAGAAGGAAGCUCUCCUGAUGGAUCCUGUGGAUGGGCCAAUUCUGGCAUCUUUAUUGGUGGGGCCCUGUGCACUGGAAUACACCAAGAUGAAGACUGCUGACCACUUCUGGACAGACCCCUCUGCAGAUGAGCUGGUCCAGAGGCACAGGAUCCACAGCUCCCACUGCCGCCAGGACUCGCCCACCAAGCGCCCAGCACUCUGUAUUCAGAAAAGACAUUCCAGUGGCAGCAUGGAUGACAGGCCAUCCCUGUCUGCCAGGGACUAUGUGGAGUCCCUGCACCAGAACUCCCGAGCCACACUCCUGUACGGCAAGAACAACGUCCUGGUGCAGCCGAGAGAUGACAUGGAGGCAAUCCCAGGAUACCUGUCCCUUCACCAGACUGCUGACAUCAUGGCACUGAAGUGGACCCCCAACCAGCUGAUGAAUGGCUCCGUGGGGGACCUGGACUAUGAGAAGAGCGUGUACUGGGACUAUGCCAUGACCAUUCGCCUGGAGGAGAUCGUGUACCUGCACUGCCACCAGCAGGUAGACAGUGGUGGCACGGUUGUCCUGGUGAGCCAGGAUGGCAUCCAGAGGCCACCUCUGCGCUUCCCCCGUGGAGGACACUUGCUGCAGUUCCUGUCCUGCCUGGAGAACGGCCUCCUGCCCCAUGGGCAGCUGGACCCACCCCUCUGGUCACAGCGGGGAAAGGGAAAGGUGUUCCCCAAACUGAAGAAGAGAAGCCCCCAGGGCUCCUCUGAGUCUGCGUCUGACAAGGAAGAUGAUGAAGCCACAGAUUAUGUCUUCAGGAUCAUCUACCCUGGGACUCAGACAGAGUUUGUGCCCCAGGACCUGAUGGACGCCCCAGGGGCUGUCCUGCCCCCCAUGUGGCAGCCCAGCACCCGCAAAUCCUCCUGCUCCUCCUGCUCCCAGAGCGGCUCCUCCGACGGGGGCCCGGCCAACGGCUGCAGCCACGAGAGAGCUCCACUGAAGCUGCUGUGUGACAACAUGAAGUACCAGAUCCUGUCCCGGGCUUUCUAUGGAUGGUUGGCCUACUGCAGACACCUGUCCACGGUGAGGACCCACCUGUCAGCACUGGUGAACCACAACAUCGUGUCCCCCGAUGUGCCCUGCAGCGCCAGCGCGGGGCUCACCGUGGACAUCUGGCACAGAUACCUGCAGGACAGCUCGAGCUACGAGGACCAGGAGCUGCUGCGGCUGAUCUACUACGGUGGGAUCCAGCACGAGAUCAGGAAGGCUGUGUGGCCCUUCCUGCUGGGCCAUUACCAGUUUGGGAUGACAGAGGCAGAGAGGAAGGAGGCUGACGAGCAGACCCGGGCAUGCUACGAGCACACCAUGGCAGAGUGGCUGGGCUGCGAGGCCAUCGUCCGGCAGCGCGAGAAGGAGUCGCACGCUGCAGCCCUGGCCAAGUGCUCCUCGGGGGCCAGCCUGGACUCCCACAUCCAGAGGAUGAUGCACAGGGACUCCACCAUCAGCAACGAGUCCUCGCAGAGCUGCAGCUCCGGCCGGCAGAACCACGCCCGGCUGCAGAGCGACUCCAGCUCCAGCACCCAGGUGUUUGAAUCUGUGGAUGAGGUGGAACAGACUGAAGUAGAUUCUCAGCUGGAAGAUGGCAAACAAAGCAAGAUCCCCAAUGGGACAGUCCCCAAUGGCACAUGUUCCCCUGAUUCUGGGCACCCCUCUUCCCAAAACUUCUCCAUCACGUCGGGCUUCUCGGAGCGCAGCUUCAGCAACGAGGACAGUGCCCUGGAAACCACCAAAUCCUCAUCCAGCUCCCAGGGAAAGGCUGCUGGUUCUGACCUGCCAGCCCCACCGGACACAGAUGGUGUCCAGCAGGAGAAGCUGCAGGGCCAAGACAGCCUGGAAGGGGAAUUUCCCACUGGUGGGAGCGUGGAUUUUGUCCCCAUGGGUGAGGGCUCGGCGGGGCUCCUGCGUGACAGUGACACUGUGGCCCUGACUGUGGUGGAGAGCUGGGCAGACAGCGAGGCUGAGAAGCAGAGCCUGGUGGAGAGUGAGGACAACCUCUCUGAGGAGCCAGAGAUGGAGAGUCUGUACCCACAGCUGGACUCUCUGACUGUGACUGAUCUGACCAGCAGUGAGCCAGCUGCUCUCUCCUCCACGGGUGUCACCUACUCUCCAGAGCUGCUGGACAUGUACACGGUGAACCUGCACCGCAUCGAGAAGGACGUGCAGCGCUGUGACCGCAACUACUGGUACUUCACCCCCGCCAACCUGGAGAAGCUCCGCAAUGUCAUGUGCAGCUACAUCUGGCAGCACAUUGAGAUUGGCUACGUGCAGGGCAUGUGUGACCUGCUGGCCCCUCUCCUGGUCAUCCUGGAUGAUGAGGCUCUGGCUUUCAGCUGCUUCACCGAGCUGAUGAAGAGGAUGAACCAGAACUUCCCCCACGGAGGAGCCAUGGACACCCACUUUGCCAACAUGAGGUCGCUGAUCCAGAUUCUGGACUCUGAGCUCUUUGAGCUGAUGCACCAGAAUGGGGAUUACACUCAUUUCUACUUCUGCUACCGAUGGUUUCUCCUGGACUUCAAGAGAGAGCUGGUCUAUGAUGAUGUCUUUGCUGUCUGGGAGACCAUCUGGGCUGCUGCUCACGUCUCCUCUGCUCACUACGUGCUCUUCAUAGCCCUGGCCCUGGUGGAGAUGUACCGGGACAUCAUCCUGGAGAACAACAUGGAUUUUACAGACAUCAUCAAGUUUUUCAAUGAAAUGGCCGAGCGCCACAACACCAAGCAGAUCCUGAAGCUGGCUCGGGACCUGGUCUAUAAAGUGCAGACUCUGAUUGAGAACAAAUGAAGGACCCGGAGCAGACGAGGCACCCAAAGAGCCAGGACUCCCUUCCGACGCUCCCUCCCUUCUCCUGUCUCUCCAAGUGCCACACCCGUGGGACUCAGGUGGUGGGACACGUGCUGCUAUGUGAGCUGGGAGUCCCCUGGGCUCAGCACAGGCCCAGGCUCAGACCUUCUGCAGUGACUCAACCAAAGAUCCCUCCAGGUGUGUUCCUGUGCCUGGAGCAGGACCAGGCAGUGGCUUCCUGGCCUCAGAGCAGCUGCUGUGGCCACCAGAACUGCCCAGGCAUUGCCACAUCCCAGGGUGGAGCUCGGGGGCUGGGGGAGCAGAGCUUGGUGGCACAGAGGGAGAGCUGAUUCCUUGGAAAGCUGCUUCCUUGGGCAGCCCUUCCCUGUGGGGUGGGAAGGCAGCCAGCCCUGCGAGCCCAGGCAGCACAGGGAUGCUGCCAGUGCUCAGCUUCUCACCAACACAACGAGGUUCUGCCAGUAAUGGGGGGGACUUUGAU
Messenger RNA from Camarhynchus parvulus, 3708 nucleotides. It is a transcript of the gene SGSM1, whose product is annotated as small G protein signaling modulator 1. Gene Ontology annotation, biological process: activation of GTPase activity. The coding region runs from base 9 to 3209 and encodes 1066 amino acids. The transcript is spliced from 23 exons. Gene Ontology annotation, molecular function: GTPase activator activity. Lineage: Eukaryota; Metazoa; Chordata; Aves; Passeriformes; Thraupidae. The record is from RefSeq and is a predicted model, not a curated record.